AUGGAACAUUUCUGGACACCUCGUGGCAUGAUUUUAGCCAGCUGUGCUAUCGUCACAGAGAUUGGCUUGAAAAGUGAUAAUAUAAUCUUGCACGAACAGUUCACAGCGUCCUCUCAAGAUGCCCUUGGCGAGGCUCACAAUGCAAGAGUGAACCUUACAGCCGUACCAGGCAAAAGACACGCUGCUUGGGUUCCUCAAGAGCUCGAUAACCAGCCGUGGAUUCAGAUUGACCUUAUUGCAACAACAACGGUUGUUAAAAUUACAACCCAAGGAAGAAGCGACGCUGACGAAUGGCUAAAGAAAUUCUCAGUGGCCUCCGGCUAUAAUCGAACUGCUUUGGAAUCUUAUAAAGAUGCUGGACAAGUCAAGGUAUUCUCGGCUAACAGUGACCGGAAUACGGUGGUAGAACAUGUUUUCUCUCCUGUCAUCAAUACCCGAUAUCUUCGCGUCAUACCUACCGAGUGGAAUGAACGCCCAGCGGUAAGAUUGGAAUUGUACGGAUGUUAUAACGCUUGUGGAAAGCUAACUAGACUUGGUAUGGAAAGUGGUGGUAUUCUCGACAGCCAGAUAAGUGCCAGCUCUUUUCACGGCUAUCAUUAUCCGCCCCACCAAGGAAGGCUUGGACACCCAAAAGACUGGUUGCGUUCACUAAGUGGUGAUUCCAAUCCAUGGCUGCAGGUUGAUUUCCUAACUAGAACUAUCGUCAGUGACGUAGAAACUCAAGGUUCUACUCGACACAAUCAUUGGGUGAAAGAUUACACUCUAUCUUACUCAAAUGACGGUGUUACAUUUAACACUUAUCGAGAAGGUGAAACGGACAAGGUUUUUCCUGCCAACACAAACGCAGGCACAGUGGUGAAAAAUGAGCUGCUUUAUCACAUUUUUGUGCGUAACGAAUUGGUUUGA
This is a messenger RNA of Dendronephthya gigantea, 906 nucleotides long. Its product is annotated as lactadherin-like. The transcript is spliced from 6 exons. The record is from RefSeq and is a predicted model, not a curated record. Lineage: Eukaryota; Metazoa; Cnidaria; Anthozoa; Malacalcyonacea; Nephtheidae. Bases 1 to 906 code for a protein of 301 amino acids.